Messenger RNA from Knipowitschia caucasica, 1407 nucleotides. NCBI's taxonomy places the organism in Eukaryota, Metazoa, Chordata, Actinopteri, Gobiiformes, Gobiidae. The record is from the annotation of a GenBank genome assembly.
AUGUCUGAAUUCAAGGGGAAGAAUUUGGACCAGAUCGACAUAGAUCCUCAUGAGGAAUUGCAUGUGGACAAUGAAUCCGACAGUGAAGAUGAGGACGACACGACCGGGAAGAAUACAACACCUUCCACUUCACCUGCGCCUUCCUCCUCACAAUCAUCCGACUCGCACUUUAAGGUGAACAAGAAAUCAAGUAAUGCCAUUGGACAAAUUGGUGCUCGUCCAGCCCAAGGUGGAUUGGAGGAUGGUUUGGAAGAAAAGGAGCCGCUGCAGGAGGUCACAGCACGACCAAAAGCUAAAGGAAAGGUUGUUGUCAAAAAGAGGAGGAAGUGGACUGAGGAAGAAAUCCAGGCUGUGGAGAAAACCCUCAUGGACUGCAUCAGGACCCUAAAGGACGAAGACAGAAGCCUCUUAAGCGUGACUCCAGACGGCAACAACUUACAGAUCGAUCCAAUAAAAGGCACUCAUCCACUGCUCGUGUUUGUGAAUCCAAAGAGUGGCGGGAAACAGGGGGCGAAUGUGCUGUCGGAGUUUCAGUAUCUGCUCAACCCUCGGCAAGUUCACAAUCUGUCCAACGGAGGACCUGCCCCUGGUUUAAAUUUUUUCCACAACCUGCAAGACUACCGAGUCCUUGCCUGUGGCGGCGAUGGGACCGUGGGGUGGCUCCUGGACGCCAUAGACAAAGCGGAUCUCCCGGUUCAUCCGCCUGUCGCCGUUUUGCCGUUGGGCACCGGGAACGACCUGGCGCGGUGUCUGCGCUGGGGAGGAGGCUACGAGGGCGGAGACCUGAGGGACUUCCUGAAGGAGAUCGAAUGCGGUGAGGUGAUGGGGAUGGACCGCUGGAGCAUCCGGGUGGUGCCCGACGAUCCCGAGGAGGUGGGAGAACCCGUGCCCUACCAGAUCAUCAACAACUACUUCAGCAUCGGAGUGGACGCCUCGAUCGCUCACCGCUUCCACACGAUGAGAGAAAAGUAUCCACAAAGAUUUAACAGCAGAAUGAAGAACAAACUUUGGUAUUUUGAGUUUGCCACAACUGAGACCAUCUCUUCAUCCUGCAAGAAACUGAAGGAGUGUCUCAUCAUAGAGUGCUGCGGCCGACAGCUUGAUCUGAGCACUUUGAAUCUCGAAGGCAUCGCUGUCCUGAACAUUCCCAGCAUGCACGGCGGCUCCAACCUCUGGGGCGACUCCAAAAAGCCAGAGGGGCCGAACCAGGGGCCAAACCAGGGCCCCCCCGAGGUCAUCAUGGACCCAGAAGUCCUCAAAACGGUCUCUCAAGACAUGAAUGACCAGCGUCUGGAGGUGGUGGGUCUGAGGGGGGCCAUGGAGAUGGGACAGAUCUACACAGGCCUGAAGUCUGCGGGGCACAGACUGGCACAGACCUCGCAGAUCACCAUCAGAUUUCACAGGUAG